Mizuhopecten yessoensis (Yesso scallop) is the source of this 8342-nucleotide messenger RNA. RefSeq names its product testis-expressed protein 2-like. Bases 101 to 3016 code for a protein of 971 amino acids. Gene Ontology annotation, cellular component: endoplasmic reticulum. The record is from RefSeq and is a predicted model, not a curated record. Gene Ontology annotation, molecular function: lipid binding. The transcript has 8 exons. Lineage: Eukaryota; Metazoa; Mollusca; Bivalvia; Pectinida; Pectinidae.
AUCCAACAUAAACAGGAAGUGAAUAGCAGACUGCAAGUCAAAGCUCUCGUGUGAGAAUCAUCAGCUACCAGUUGAGACCUUCACUUUACUGCACAAGAAGAUGUCACUAAAGCGAGAUUCUAUACCACCACCAAGACCGCCAGCUCCAAAGAGCUUUACUAGAAGAUCAGCAUCAAAUAACUCUAUUAAGAAAAGCUUCAAGCUAUUAGAGGAAGAUGAAGAAGAUGAAGAGGACUUGACAGUUUUAACAGGGGAGUUUGACAAGAAGUUGGACAAGAGCAAGGCAGAUGCAUCAAAAGGCGACAAAUCAAAGGAGUCAACACCUGUGAAAACUGCAAGCUCAACUCCACAAAAUGAGUCAAAGACCCUAGGUUUGAAUCAACGGUCAAGGUCAUUGGAUGAUGACAAAUCAUCAAGUAAUGUUUCUCGGAUAAAACAAAACUUUGUCGACAUAUCUUCAGGACUGAAAGAUAAAUUGGCUAAAAAGUGGGAGGAAAUAUCUGCUGAAAUUAAUUCUCCUGUUGAUGGUAACACAGAUCAAAAGACAGAAGAGAUGGUUAAUCAAAAUACUGAAUUCUCUAGACUUGAUGUGAGACGGUUAGAAAUACAAAUGUCUGAUAAUGGUGAAGAAAAUCUGAUCAUUGAAACAGCAAAGAAUAGUGCUUUAGAUGAACAUAUCAAGGAUGAGCCUGAUAAAAAAGUAUUAGUUAGAUCUCAGAGGCUACCUCCAACACCAGAGGAAACACCUGUUGAUAGUACAGGUACCAUUCAAAUAGUUGAUGACUUUUUCCCAACGGAACCAAGUGAUAGUUCAGUAGGGGCAAAUGUGCAAUCUAAUGAGCUUAGACAGCGCAAAAAUAGCAGUUUAAAGAAAAUAUUGAAAAACAAAGGUUCUAAGGCAUCAAACUCUCCAACUGGAACACCAGUAUCAAUGUCAAAGUUGAUGACAAAGAAUGACACUGAAGACCAGGACAUUGAAGUACAAAGUGCAAAUACUGAAUUUUUUGAUGCAUCAGAUAUGGAUUUGACAUCAAAUAAUUCUGUACAAUCAGAUCCCAUUUCUGGUAAUGAUCAGAAACUCAAAUUACCCACAGGACAUGUUAAGAUGUCAGAUUUGACUGCUGUUCCAGUGAGGAAAUUAACAGCAGGGAGCAUUUUCAUUUUCUUCUACUGGAUCUUGCCUCUCCCAUCAUAUAUAUCAGGGAUGUUAAUGGGCAUGUUUCUAGCCUGUGCUGGAUGGGCAGUGUACUUGUGGUUAAACAAACCUCCUACCCAGAAACCUCCUAUUGAAAGAUUACCGGUCAACAAACUCCCCCCAAUGGUUGUCCCUGAAAUGAAAGAUGUUGUCACAGAGGAUGGCGUUUACAAGGGAUGGAUGAAUGAAAUUCCAAUUUACAACCCAGAAAAGUACCACAUCAACCAAACUCAUUCAAUCUAUGUGGACCUUGAAAAUGCAGCUUUGCGUCUGCGGCGACCAAAAACAAACAUUGCAAAGCGUUCAAUGUGGGAUGAACCUCCAAUCCAGACACCCCAAUUCAUUCAUCAGAGACAUUACAACUUAGAGGGCAGCAAGGUGUUCCUGGUGCCUCCAGGACUGGUGAAAAAACGCAUUUGGAGUAAAAAAUAUCCCAUAUGUGUAGCCUUGGCAAGUGUUGACCCAAAACACCAUGCUAUGGUGAAUGAACAAAAGCUUGCUGAGACUCCAGACUCUGAGUCAGGGUUUGAAAUCAUCACAGACCAAAACUGUGGCGAUGGUGUCCUGUUCCUGUUUGCUAGGACUUGCCGAGAGAAAGAAGACUGGUACAAACGUUUUACUGCUGCUGCAGCAGGCAAGCCCCUCCCUAGCCACCUGGGUCUCAUCCGAAAGUGCAUUAGUAAGACAAAGUCACCAUCCCAGCUACAAAGUAGAGAUAACAACACAGAAGGUGUGUUACAGCACAAGAGACAAGGAUCAACAGACUCGACCUCAUCAGGGUCAUCGUCCCCUACCAAGGAACAAGAGGAUGUUCCUGUGUCUAGUCAAUCCAGCAUGGAAGACUUUAUACGCUUCAUGGGCAGAGUAAUGCCAAAAGAGGUGAAAGACUCCCAGUCUAGUCCAACUCAUGUGAAGAAAGGAACUCCUGAAUAUGUUAGCCCCAUAGACUGUGAUUUCAGCAUACUCUGGCUGAAUGCUCUUAUCAAUAGAGUUUUUUGGGACUUCCUACAUGAGCAAUAUUUCAUUGACAAAGUCCUGGAUAAGCUGCAGAGGAAGUUAAGCAAAAUACAUAUUCCAUACUUCAUAGAAGAGCUAAAAAUUACCAAUAUUGACCUGGGAAAUGAAGUGCCGAGUUUGCGUCGUGGAGCACGACCCUACUUCGAUGAGCAAGGGUUCUGGGUGGAUGUCGACAUCAACUAUGAAGGAGGCUUUCAGAUGACAAUAGAAACUAAAGUGAACCUUAUGAGGCUCAAGAAGACGACAACUGCCGACAAACAGGAGGAGGGGUCAGCCAGAAAGUCAGCGAUUACAGAUGAAGAUGAGGAAGACAGUGCAGAGUCCUCUAGUGAUGAGGAAGAAGAUGCUUCGUCACCCAGUGCAGAAGAUGGUGCACGAGGAGGUAAAGCCAGCAGGAAGAUUAUGGGCUAUCUGGGAAAGAUCACACAGUCCAAAUAUUUCCAAAGUGCUACAGAGAUCAAGUACAUCAAGAAGAAAAUGGAAGAGGUUUCCAACACACCAAUAGAGUUGACUGUGGAAGUUAGAAUACUGUCUGGGACCAUGGCUGUCAACAUUCCUCCCCCUCCCACAGACAGACUGUGGUAUGGAUUCAGAGGCAGUCCGAAGCUUCAACUAGUUGCUAAACCGAAGGUUGGCGCUAGAGAACUGACUCUCACACACAUAACAGAAUGGAUUGAGAAAAAACUGUCUACUGAGUUCCAGAGGACAUUUGUAUACCCCAAUUUGGAUGACCUUGAGGUGCCAACAUUUACCACAUACACUCCCAGCGGUGUAGACCCUCCCGGCCUGAGCGGAAAUCUGUAGUUCCCACUAAGAAACGGAGUCAGCAUUAACCUACACAAACUAUGUUAUGUGGGUAUGCAAUAUUGUGCAAUAUUGUUUUUUAGUAACAUUUCUGUAUAUGUUUAUAUCUGUAAUUUAUUGCUGUACAUCAAGUUUAUAGUGGUAUGCUUAUACAUUUUAAAAGAUUAAAUUUUGUGUACCAUAAUGCUUCCUUUUGCAAAUCAUGUUUAUGUCAUCACAAUCAAACAUACAUAAAGAUUUCAAAGUUAAAUCUGAGUGAAAGAAAAGACAAAAAUAUUAAUAUUUAUUUUGCUAUACAUUGUAUGUGUCCUUACUAUUAUAUGAUAAUAUCAUGGGUGAUCCAAUAAUGUACCGGGGUAGUACUUUAACUUUUUACCUGUCUAUUUUGCUUGUGUUUACAAGUGUGUUUUAAUUCAAGUUAGGAAUUAACGGAAUAUCUGUUACACAAUAACAAUGUUUAGACAAUCCUACAAAUAAAUCUAAUUUCUGCUUAUAAUGACAUUAAAAGUACAGCUUGAUCCCAACAAUGAUACUGAAUGAGAUGUAUUAUAGAUUAAUUUUGUAUGAUGAAUUACUGAAACAACUUGAUAAUUUGAUAACAUAUGAAUGUAUUUCAAUAUUGCCAUAUCCCAUUAUUGUCAAAUUAAAAAUGUGACGUUGUUGGUGCUACUUUUGAUGAUGGGCCGUACUUCCAAUCUUCUUUGUUAAGCUGAAAACACUUACUACACUAUACACAAAUUCAAAUUUUUGUUGGAGAGCCAUAUAUGAACACUACACAACUCUUAUGUUGAAGGACCAUACACAAUCACUGCAUAACUCUUAUGUUGUUUUACCAUACCCAAACACUGUACACAACUCUUAUAUUGUUUUACCAUACACAAACACUGUACACAACUCUUAUGUUGAUCUACCAUACACAAACACUGUACACAAUUCUUAUGUUGUUUUACCAUACACAAACACUGUACACAACUCUUAUGUUGUUUUACCAUACACGAACCCUGUACACAACUCUUAUGUUGUUUUACCAUACACGAACCCUGUACACAACUCUUAUGUUGUUUUACCAUACACGAACCCUGUACACAACUCUUAUGUUGUUUUACCAUACACAAACACGGUACACAACUCUUAUGUUGAUUUACCAUACACAAACACUGUACACAAUUCUUAUGUUGUUUUGCCAUACACAAACACUGUACACAACUCUUAUGUUGUUUUAACAUACACAAACACUGUACACAACUCUUAUGUUGUUUUACCAUACACGAACACUGUACACAACUCUUAUGUUGUUUUACCAUACACAAACAUUGUACACAACUCUUAUGUUGAUUUACCAUACACAAACACUGUACACAACCCUUAUGUUAAAGGACCAUACACAAACACUGUACAAAAAUCUUGUGUUGAAGGGUCAUAGUGCCAUACAUGAACACAGCAUACCAAGUUAUUGUUGAACAACCAUACCUAGGGAACACAGUUCACAAAGCUGUUAAAGAGCCCUACAUGUACCCAGUACAAUUGUUUAAGUCCCUUCAUACACCCUGUUCACAGACUAUUUUUGAAGGGCCAGACAUGUACUAGUUUCACAAAACCUGUUUGAGAACAUUCAUAGUACCCCAUACACAAAACUAUUGUUGAAGGGUUUCACAUGUACCAUCUAUCUACAUGUAUACAAAACUAUUAUUGAAGGGUUUCACAUGUACCAUCUAUAUGUACAUGUAUACAAAACUAUUGUUGAAGGGUUUCACAUGUACCAUCUAUAUGUGCAUGUAUACAAAACUAUUGUUGAAGGGUUUCACAUGCACCAUCUAUAUGUACAUGUAUACAAAACUAUUGUAGAAGGGCCACUCAUGACCCCCCUACACAAAGUUUCUUUUGAAGGACCAGACUUGUACUUUUACACAUUUCCUAUAUAGAUAGUGUUUAGUUGAUUAUGCACCUUGGCUCUAAAUGACCUAACUUGUCAAUGGGCUGUAAAAAGCAACACAAUAAACAAACACAUAUGCUUGGCUGUACAUAACUGCUUACUUCUCUGUAAAGUGUUAGUGUGUCCAACAUCAGAACUGAAGAUAGCAUUACAGACACCAUAGAAAUAGUGUAUUUUCAUACUUAGCUGAAUAGGAUACAUUUUGUGAUUUCAUCAUUAUGUUGUGAUAUACACAAUUUAUUUUACUAUGUAACUACAGAACUGGUAAAGCAUUACACCCAACAUUUUUUAUACAAAAGUAACAAUUAAAAUCUAGGCCAAUUAAACCUGUAAAAUACUGUUAAAGCAUUGAUAUAAAUGUGUAAGGUAGACACAUGUACUUGAUAAAUAAUUGGUUAGGAUUCCCACCGUCUCUGUCAAAAGUUAAAAUAAUCAAUUUUAGUCAGAUUACUGCUGUGUUUUGUAACUUGAAUGCUAUUGAUAAGGAAAUGAAAUGAAAUAAAUAAUUAAUUUGGUCAGCUGUGAUGUUUGAGUUGACAUAUAGGUCCAGAUUGGGUAUAGCAGAUAAUUGUAGGUUUUGUCAUUAAAAUAAAUGUACAGAACACCAAAUGUAUUGAUUUCUAUUGAUUCCCCCCUAUCCUGUCUCACUGUUUCCAUGCUCAGGCUAUACAGUUUAGCUUGGUUAUGUAAAUUAUAGCAAUUAUACACCAGAGCCUUCUGACAGUAAUACAAUAUGACAAGGUAUUGCUUUCAACCUUUAAAUUUCGUUUUUGUGAUACAGUGAACUUAAAAACAAAAGCAAUGUUGUAGGUGAAAAAUAACACAAAUUGUGGUUGUACAGCUCAAAAUAUUUCACCAGGGAGAUAUCCAUGUUCAGUAAUAAGCCCACCCCCUUGCUAAACAGAUUCUGUAGAUGAGGGUUUUACCUGAAGUCUGUUCAGGAUAUGGGUGAAAUACUAAAAACGCCCUGUGCCCAUUGUAUCCCCUUUCUAAGGACAAGGUGUCGUGGAUAACGCAGCAUUAAUAGGGAUAUUCUUCAGAUCUCAAAUAAUUUAAGUAACUUACCAGCUAGGUAUAUGAACAUGACUUAUAAAUAAACCCCACUUUGAGUUGCCCUUCUUUUCUAAUAUUUUUAAUUCCAAAAUAUGCUACAGAAACAUAUUGUUAUCCAUUAUUUGUCUUAUAAUCAUAAAAAACCCACUAUUGUUCAAGAAGAAAAAAUAAAGAAAAACAUAGAAGAGAAGUGAAGAUCACUUGUACUUAAUGUAAGAUUAAGAGGUAGCUCUUUGAUAUAGUGUAUUGUGUAGUUUCUGUCCCUGGAGUCUGUAUGUCAUCAAAACUAUCAAAUUGUCAUAAAUACAAGCUUCUUCCACAUGUAAAGAUAUUUUAGUGGAGUUUUCCCUGUAACAGGAUAGCUUAACAAUAAUCAAUACAACCUCUUGUGUACAAAGUAAUGCAUAGUACAAUAUGUACAUGGGUACAGCCUAUAGUACAAUAUGUACAUGGGUACAGCCUAUUUUCCCGGAUAGUCAUCAGUUCGUCUUGCAUUUCGUUGUUGAAAAAUUGGUACAGCCUAUUUAUCACAUGUCAAUUUAUCUUUAGUUGUACAUUCUCCAAUGAAACUUCUAUUGUGCAGUUAGAUACAAUGUGCUAAUUCAAAAAAGAGCUUUUUCCUGUAAAAAUUACAGAUACUCUUAGAUUUUUUUUUAUGCUUAUUGUUACUGAAAAAAGGAUGUUCUGCUUAUUUUGCCUGGAUAUGUAACUCAGGAGAAGUUUAUAUCACUAGGUAUGUUAUUGCUUAUUACCGUGUACACUGUAUAGCCACACAUUGUUGAUUUUUUAUUUAUAUACAAUAGUUCAAGUCAAACUAUUAUUGGUACUUAGCAUUCGUUGCUACCGGUGUUUAUUUAUAUUAUCUUCCAUGCAUAAAACACAGCUGAUACAGCAAUAUGUAUGUGAUUCCGUCUCGGUUUUGUGUUAAUAUUGGUACCAGUAUGUUAAAUUAUUUAUUCCUGGGUCCAGUCAAAGUCUGAUCAGCUUACAACAGGCUAGUAUUAGUCCAACCAACUUCCCUUCCUUCUAAACACGAUUGUCAUAUUACUGGACUUAUUUGAGAAGAAACAUAAAAUUGGCUUGAUAAUUAAAUAGAACAAUGCAACCUAUGCCAGGAUUUAUGGGGCUCAAAUGUAUUUGUCAAAACUGCAUGUAAAUAGAUCUAAAAUGAACAUCUGAGGAUGAGAUAAAGAUAAAUGUUUUUAAGAUACUAAGAAAUUAGUCAUUUAAAGUUUAGAAUGAAUGAGAUGGCUUUGACUGGACCCUGGUGAUUAUGUUUGAAUUAAAGUUUAUUAAUAAAUUACUGCCUUUGAUUGUUUCUACUGUUAAACUGUCUCAUCACUCUACCUGUGUUGUACCAGGAUACUUUGAUCAGGGCUUGGUCCUACAUUCAUAAAACUAUUCUAAGCUCAAAUGCAGUUAAAUGUGCUCUAACUAUCUUCUAAUUUACCAAGUUCAAGUUAAAAUCCAAUUUUUUAAAGUAAAUUUACUUUUAUGUAUUUCACAGUUUCAAAUGAUAGCUGUCUUCAGAUUGAAAAGAAAACAACUUAUUUCCAUUUAUUUCCGUUAAAAAAAAGUCUGGAUAAGUAUGGUUUCAAAGAACUUUUAAUUUGUAUUAAACUAGAGUGUUGUGGACAUUUUUUUUUCCAAAGUUGUUUUGUUAGCUUACCAAUACUACAAGAACAGAGUUGAGGAAUUCAGAGUAUUUAUAGUUAUAAUCAGAAUUGUGUUGUCCAUUUAUUCAAGUUUGAUUCUGUUUACAAUGACGUUUUAAAUGUUAACAAUUUCUAACAUAAACAUUGAUGUUAAUACAUUGAUUUCUUGUGCAGUGUUUUGAUGGAUUGCAAAUUAACUUCAAGAAAAAUUCAAAGAAAGUAGAGUGAAUCUGUACUUGUUGUUUCUUAUGAGAGAGGAGAGGAGGGGAUACAUUCUUCCUGUGAGAUGAAGACAGAAAGAAAUGCAAUGCAUUGACUGUCCUAUGUUUAAGUUCAAUCCUUAAUCUAGAUUUUAAAAUGCUUUCCCUUGAGAUGGUCUCCAAGGUAUCAAAUCACUAGUCUCCCACUGGCAAACACAGGUUUAAGUGCUUGCUUGGUUGGUAUUUCUGCCAUUACUUCUUGCCAGUUGUUUGUUAUUUGUCUGAUACUAACGAUCGUACAAAGAAUAGCUUAAUACAUAGUCCUUUGUUUAAAGUACAAGCCAUGUUUAUAUAGCUGUUCUAGACGUGUACAGUAACUUGAACCACUGUCCACCUAUUGUAGAGCUAUUGUUUUUUAUUAGCUCACCGGGUCCGAAGGACCAAGGUGAGCUUAUUCCAUACCGUGGCGUCCGUCGUCAGUCCGU